This is a messenger RNA of Aspergillus tubingensis, 2442 nucleotides long. Its product is annotated as lysophospholipid acyltransferase family protein. The record is from RefSeq and is a predicted model, not a curated record. The transcript is spliced from 7 exons. Lineage: Eukaryota; Fungi; Ascomycota; Eurotiomycetes; Eurotiales; Aspergillaceae. Gene Ontology annotation, cellular component: mitochondrial membrane. Bases 1 to 2442 code for a protein of 813 amino acids.
AUGCCUUCCGAUAAGUCCCCGGUCGGCGACUCCGCACCGGAUCUCGAGAUCGUGGGAAACAAAGUCACCAUUCAUCCCAGUGGAGUUACUGGAGGGCUGGAACCUCAAGAUGAACAGAUUACCGAACGCAACCUCGUCCGCCAUAUGGCGAGGUUUCGCGAGAACCCUUUCGAUUUCCUACGAGAAGUGAGCUUGUACAUGUCAGGAACCGGUUGGCGCGCCUACGAUGAUGUGAUCGGACAACCCAUAUUCUAUUCUGGGUUUACGGAUCGAAUGAAGUCCCGGAUUCUUGCAAGUCCCUUGUUGCAAGGGAAGGUGAAGGAGCUGGCGGAGGCACGGUUAACAGUGGAGGAGAAGGAAGGAUUGUUGGAUGUGACACCAGGACCCCUGGAGCAGAAACGGAUACACCGCCGGAAUGAGAUACAAAGUAAUCUGAAAGAGGUGGUAGAUUCUAUGCUGGAUAACAUGAUAUGUAAGAUGGAGAGCAAGAGGUUCAUCCGGGGGGCGUACUAUCUCUGCACGCAGCUUCUGACGCGCGCUUACCAUCAAGGAAUACACGUGUCUAGCGAAGAAGUCCUCCGGCUGAGAUCUUUUGCGCAAGAGGCAGCCGCCAAGAAGCAAUCCAUUGUCUUUUUGCCGUGUCACAAAUCGCAUGUCGACUAUGUGUCGCUCCAGCUUAUCUGCUAUCGCCUUGGAAUUGGGCUUCCGGUCGUGGUGGCGGGAGAGAAUCUCAAUAUCCCGAUGCUGGGCCCUUUUCUCCAGCAUGCAGGCGCGAUGUGGAUUCGGAGGAGCUUUGGAAACGAUCCGCUAUAUAACACCGUUGUACAGGCUUAUAUUGAUACCAUGCUGCAGCAAGGGUUCAACUUUGAAUGUUUCAUCGAAGGUGGUCGUUCGAGAACUGGAAAGCUUCUUUCACCCAAAUUCGGCAUUCUUAGCUUUAUCUUGGACAGUGUUCUUUCCGGUCGCGUUGAGGACACCAUCAUAUGCCCUGUCAGCACACAGUAUGACAAAGUGAUUGAGACUGAGUCCUACAUCAGCGAACUGCUUGGUCAACCGAAGAGAAAGGAAAACCUGGCUGAUUUCCUGUCCUCGUCCUCCGUCCUCUCUCUGAAGCUCGGUCGGGUUGAUGUUCGAUUCCACGAGCCAUGGAGCUUGAGAGAGUUCAUCAACCAGCAAUUGACACGAAUGCCGGAACAAAUUGUCGCAAAUGGUGGGCCGCAGCUGAGCUAUGCUGAUAGAGGCCGGGUUUUGAGAUCCCUGGGAUACAGGGUCUUGUCUGACAUUAACGAUGUGUCUGUAAUGAUGCCUACAGCUCUGGUUGGCACUGUCCUUCUUACGCUUCGCGGUCGAGGCGUCGGCAAAGGUGAAAUGGUCCGGCGCGUCGAAUGGCUGUGUGAACGUGUUCGAGCAAAGGGCGGACGGGUCGCUCACUUCUAUCGUUACCCAACGGAUGUCGUUGUCGACCGUGCGCUAGAGGUCUUGGGGCCGCAGCUUGUGGGCGAGGUGAGCGGACUGGUCGAACCGACAUACUAUGCUGUGGAUCGUUUCCAGCUUUCGUUCUACCGCAACAUGACCAUCCACUUGUUCAUCACGGAAGCGCUGGUGUCUGCGGGAAUGUAUACGAGAAUCAAGCAAGGCGGCGGGCCGUCUUAUCAGCGCAUUUCCUACCAAGAUCUCCUGAACCAGGUUUCGUUCCUAUCUCAGCUCUUCCGUGGCGAAUUCAUCUUCCCUCCUGAGGGCCUGACAACAAACAUGGAAAAGACCCUGCGUGGACUCGAAAGAGACAACAUAAUCACCGUGAGCCGAGACGCGGCCGGCGCGCCACAAUUCGUGGAGCUCAGCGACGCAGAACGGCAAUGUGGCCGCGAAAACUAUGACUUCUACUGCUUCCUUGUGUGGCCAUUCAUCGAAGCCUCCUGGCUCGGCUCCGUCUCACUCCUAGGGCUGACGCCCCCCCUCAACGGCGCUGAAGAUGUCUGGAUUGAUCUGAACAAGGCCCAAAAUAGCGCCCAACUGCUCGGCAAAACCCUCUACCACCAAGGCGACCUCUCCUACUUCGAAGCCGUCAACAAGGAGACCCUCCGAAACUCCUACCAACGCUUCGCAGAGGAAGGCAUUAUCCAAGUCGCCAAAAGCAAAGGAUCAAAGUUAUCCACGAUGAAGCUUGCCCCCGAAUGGACGCCUGAGCGGGAUCCAACCACGGGAAAGCUUCUUCCUCGUGGUCGCCUCUGGGACUUUACUGAGCUGAUUGCACAGUCCAGACGUGAGGGCAAAAACCGCCGUGACGGCGCAACAGUCUCGUCGCGGGUUCUGCACAUGUCGGAUGUCGUGGGCCGCAAGUUAUUCGAGGACGCGAGUCCUAGUCCCGCUGCGGCGGAGGAGGUUGAUGUCUCCAUAAGGCAAAUGAGGAGGAAGGCCAUUACGCCUAGUUCGAAGCUGUAG